Molecule: messenger RNA, 716 nt
Organism: Chenopodium quinoa (quinoa)
Lineage: Eukaryota; Viridiplantae; Streptophyta; Magnoliopsida; Caryophyllales; Amaranthaceae
Product: calmodulin-like protein 2
Exons: 1
Coding region: 120-668 (182 amino acids)
Molecular function (GO): calcium ion binding
Source: RefSeq, a predicted model, not a curated record
AUCCAAAACAAAAAACCAAGACAAAAUCUACUAUUCUUCUAAUCUAAAACUUUCUUUAAUUCUUGUGCUUCUUUUUUUUUUUGACAAAUUUUAUAUCUAUUCUUUCUAUUAUUUUCAAUAUGUUAGGAAUUCGUAAGGUAUACCAAAUGCUUGUAAGCAACGUAGUACCAUCUCUAGGAGUAGUUCCACACUCAAAUGCUCGAAAUUCGAUUUCCAAUCCUACCCUUCCAACCCCAUGCAAGAAGAAUGUAGCUCAAGCCAACGACACAAGGGCAAAAGCGUUAAUAACCGUGUUUGGCAUGGACAAGGAUGGAAGAAUAGCCAAAGAGAAGGCUUGUAAUGUGGUAAAGCAACUAGGGUUAGUCAAGGAAGAAGAAGAAUCGAGUUUCGAUGUACUUGAAGAACAACUCGAGGCGAAUGAAGUACUCCUCAUGGAGCUAGAGGAGGAAGAGAAGAGAGAAAAGCAACAACUCCUUAGACAAGCUUUCUUGGUGUUUGAUGAGGAUAAGGAUGGUUUUAUUGAUGCUAAAGAGAUUAAGAGGGUUUUAGCAUGUUUAGGGUUGGAUAAUGGAUGGGAUAUGAAUGAAAUUGAGAAGAUGAUUAAGGUGGUUGAUCUUAAUCUUGAUGGAAAAGUUGAUUUCCAUGAAUUUGAAUUGAUGAUGGGAUGAUUUUCAUAUUCAAAAAUGUUAUAAAGGAACAUUAUUUAUUAUUUGAUA